AUGGCUGUGGCCACUACCAAUGGGGAUCUGCCCGGCCGGUGGGACGAAUCAAGACAGCUCGGCCAGCUGUUUAUGAUGGGCUUUGAUGGCACCUCCGUCACUGAUCAGGUCAAGAUCUUGAUCGAGAAGUAUCACGUAGGCUCCAUACUGCUCAAGGCCCAAAACCUCAAAUCUGCUGAACAGGCGACCCAGCUCGUGCUUGAUCUUCAGACUGUUGCGCGUCAGGCGGGUCAUCCGGUGCCUCUCUUGAUUGCUCUCGAUCAGGAGAAUGGUGGCGUCAACAGCUUGUACGAUGAGGUCUAUAUUCGUCAGUUCCCCAGUGCCAUGGGCUUGGCUGCCACCGGCUCAAAGAAACUGGCAAAGGAUAUUGCCCGAGCGACAGCUCAAGAGCUGAAUUCGUGUGGUAUCAAUUGGAUCCUGGGUCCAGUGCUCGAUGUCCUGACCAACGCCAGAAAUCAGCCUCUCGGUGUUCGAUCUGUAGGCGAUGACCCUCAUGAAGUCUCGGCGUAUGGCGUGGAAUGCAUCAAAGGUUACCAAGAAGGUGGGGUUGCGACCUGCGGCAAACAUUUCCCUUCUUAUGGCAAUCUCGAAUUCUUUGGCGUCCCAGAUGACGUGCCCACCAUUACAGACUCGCUGGAGAACCUGAGCCAGAGUGCUUUAGUCCCCUUCCGUGCCGCGAUUGCCCAGGGCGUCGAUUCCAUGAUGGUCGGCGGCGUCGCAAUGGCAUCUUCUCAAGUCAAUGUCAUGCACGCCUGUCUUUCGGAGCAGAUCGUUCGAGAUCUGCUGCGGCACGAAAUGCGCUUCGAGGGCGUCGUCGUGUCAGAGUGUCUGGAAAUGGAGGCUCUGAGCCGCAAUAUCGGCAUCAGUGGUGGCACAGUCAUGGCAUUCAAGGCCGGCUGUGACCUGAUCCUGACUUGCCGCACUCUGUCCGUCCAAGAAGACGCCAUCAACGGUCUCACGGCUGGGUUGGAUAAUGGCAUGAUUGAAAGGUACCGAGUGCAAGAGUCGGUGCAGAGAAUCCUCAACAUGAAGAGAAAAUAUACGUCCUGGGAAAAGGCGUUUGCGCCGGCGGGAAUCGAGAAUCUCGCUCGAUUACAGCCUCUUCACACAAGCCUCUCAACUACGGCUUAUAACAAAUCAAUUAGCGUGGUUCGAGACCAGAAACAUUUUUUGCCGUUGUCGAGAGUCAUUAAACCCGACGAAGAGCUUCUCCUUUUGACACCCUUGGUCAAACCAUUACCCGCGUCCGCUCUAUUUCAUCUCUUGCAAAACGAAGCGUCGACAGUCCCUCAUCUAGGGCGAAGCCCCAGCAUCGAUACGAAUACGUCGAUCAUGAGUGGAGAGCAAGUCUUCCGAGAGCUUGGUCGGACGCUCGCCCGGUAUCGCAACGGCAAAAUAUCUCACACUUCAUAUACUGCAAAUGGAGUGAGACCUCUCCAUGAGAAUCUUUUGAACCGAGCUCGGGGAGUCGUGGUUGUCACGGCUGAUGCGGGUCGAAAUAUGUAUCAAAAUGCAUUCGCAAAACACAUCUCUAUGUUGUGCAGGUUGGCGGUCGGGGUGGAUGGCAGUCCACGAGAAAAGCCCUGUGUUGUGGUCGCCGUCAGCUCGCCCUUCGACUUCGCGUCCGAUACAUCAAUUGGAACGUACGUCUGUACCUAUGAUUUCACCGAGACUGCCCUGCAGGCGUUGGUCCAAGUUCUUUAUGGUGAGCUUACCCCGUCGGGAGUGUUGCCGGGCUCAUUUAGCCAGAAGCCGCAGACUAGCCACACCAGACAGCAGUGGCUUGUGGAAAGCUUCAGUGAAGAUCGAGACUCGGCAGCAUUAGACGCGCUCCUGAUUCAAUCACAGAAUGAGCCCUCAGUACACGCCGCUGCGUUGAAAAACGUCGUGACCGGUACUUUUCUCCUCCGUGAUCCGGACGUGGAGGAGGCGCAUUUUGUGGUCAGGAACAGCAGCACCAAAGAGUUGUUUGGAUUUUGCACCACAUAUUAUUUCAAAAACAGCGGCGUCGGGCAUAUCGGCGCCAUCAUUGUGGACCCUGCGCGCCGCCGGUUAUCUAUCGGGCACUCUCUGCAUGACCGUGCCGUGCGGGCAUUGCUUCAGAAAAAGGGCAUCGCCAAAUUCCAGCUUGGUGUCAGGCUUCCGCAUGUAUAUCUGGGGAUCCCCAAACUGGAUCCAGUGGAAUACAAACGUCUGCGCCAAUGGUUUGCCAAACUCGGGUGGAACGUGUCGCUGUCGACACCUGUGGCAACCAUGAUGAUUCGCGAUCUCUCAGUCUGGACAGCUCCUGAUGGACUGGCCCAGGCCUUGACAAAUCCUGAGGUCAAAUAUGAUCUGGUUCACGGAGCUGAGUACACCGAAGUGAUGAUGGAACAUCUCACAAGAUGUGCACGAACGGAUGUCCGAGGUGUUUAUCAAAUGGCCCUGGGCAACAAAGAAGGCUGCGGUAUCAUUCGAGCUAAAAGGGCUUCUGACCAGUCGAUUCUCGGAAGCAUUUUGAUGUGCCGAGCCGAGUCGAAGAUCGCCCGCUAUAUUCCGCUGCUGUACAGACAAGUUGGAACGGCGUGCUUGUCGUCCCCGGUUAUUUCGACCUUGUACAGCGAUCGUGUCUCACUGUUCCAAGGCCUGGUCCUCCUGGGAAUACGCCAAGUCAAAAAGCAAGGCUUGCGGACUCUACUCCUAGAUUAUACUCGCGAAGACGUUUCCAUGAACGGCCUAAAGGCUUUGGGCUUUACCAUCAGCAACAGUUUCGAAGAGAUCUCGAGCGAUCCGGUUCAUUGGACAAUGAUGUCCGCAACAUGA
This is a messenger RNA of Fonsecaea multimorphosa CBS 102226, 2802 nucleotides long. RefSeq lists its product as uncharacterized. Gene Ontology annotation, molecular function: hydrolase activity, hydrolyzing O-glycosyl compounds; acyltransferase activity, transferring groups other than amino-acyl groups. NCBI's taxonomy places the organism in Eukaryota, Fungi, Ascomycota, Eurotiomycetes, Chaetothyriales, Herpotrichiellaceae. The record is from RefSeq and is a predicted model, not a curated record. The transcript has 4 exons. The coding region runs from base 1 to 2802 and encodes 933 amino acids. Gene Ontology annotation, biological process: peptidoglycan turnover; carbohydrate metabolic process.